GUCUGAUUCGUUGCUCUGGGAGGGAGUUACCGUGACCGCCAUUGUUACAGCUCUUUCGUGUCGCAGUACGUGAUCCGUGAAUACCGUGCCGUCACGUUACCGAUUCGAACGGAUUUCGUGUUUCCGACGUAGAUCUUCUCAACGGCGGUACACAUUAUCGGUGAACGUGUUCUGAGCUUGAGCAUGUCCACAAUGAAUCCCGAGUAUGAUUAUUUGUUUAAACUACUUUUAAUUGGAGACUCCGGCGUUGGGAAAUCAUGUCUGUUGCUUCGUUUUGCCGAUGAUACAUACACAGAAAGUUAUAUCAGUACCAUUGGAGUAGACUUCAAGAUAAGAACAAUUGACCUAGAUGGCAAGACAAUAAAAUUGCAAAUUUGGGAUACAGCUGGUCAAGAACGGUUCAGAACAAUUACAAGCUCUUAUUACAGAGGUGCGCAUGGUAUCAUUGUUGUCUAUGACUGCACAGAUCAAGAAUCAUUCAACAAUGUUAAACAGUGGUUGGAAGAAAUUGACCGUUAUGCAUGUGACAAUGUUAAUAAGCUGCUGGUCGGCAAUAAAUGCGAUCUUCAUAUUAAGAAAGUAAUUGAUUACACAACAGCAAAGGAAUAUGCAGAUCAACUUGGUAUUCCAUUCUUGGAAACAUCCGCGAAAAAUGCAAUGAACGUAGAACAAGCUUUCAUGACAAUGGCUGCGGAAAUAAAACUCAGAGUGGGUCCUCCAUCCAGUGGUAACAGUGAUCCAGCAAACAAGGUGAAAAUAGAACACGGACGUCCAAUCGAGUCCACUAAAUCUGGGUGUUGCUGAGAAAUGUAAUUUUACAUCUGUUUAACCAAAAAGGACAUCUUAUGGUAGCAGUUUUGUAACUGCUUAAAGAAAGAACAUUACCAGAAGAAAUGCAAAAGAUAAUGGGGAGUUUCAGUUUAUAUUAAUAAAACAAAAGGAGGUGUGAAGCAUUAUGAAAUAUGGACCACUAACUCUGCUACAGAGUUGAAUAAAAAAUAACUUUUGUUCUGUCGUUUCAUUUUCAAUGAAAGGAGAAUAUGAUUAAUCAUUUCUCACGCUAACAAUACCUAGUGAAAAAAAAAGGAAGAAAGAAAAGAAAAUCAAUCAUAGGGGAAUUCGUCAAAUUAGCAUUGAAGGUCAUUGAUCUCACGCAAUGAUAUGUUUAACGGCGAUUCGAGUUUAUAAAAGUAAAUUAAAUAAUAUUGUGUAUCGUGGUUACAAGAUAAGCACUCUUAUUUUUUAGUAUAAUUAUAACAUGUAUUAUUGAAUGUUUUUUUGUCUCUUAGAAAAAGGGAGUCGUUUUUGCCCCUUUGUACUACCCGAACAUUUUUCCAUAUUUUAUUCCAAACGUUUUUCUCGAGGUAAACAAGAAUUAGAUUAAUAUUGUACUGAAACACGACGUCAUUGCUGCCUCCCUCUUUUUUUCAGUGCUCAUUAGUGUAAUUUAAUAACAUUAUAUUAAUAAAUAUUUGAACACUAA
Molecule: messenger RNA, 1483 nt
Organism: Dufourea novaeangliae
Lineage: Eukaryota; Metazoa; Arthropoda; Insecta; Hymenoptera; Halictidae
Gene: Rab1
Product: ras-related protein Rab-1A
Exons: 4
Coding region: 184-804 (206 amino acids)
Molecular function (GO): GTPase activity; GTP binding
Source: RefSeq, a predicted model, not a curated record